CGGCGGCGGCGCGCGGCGGCAGACUGGUGCAGCGCGCGGCGCUCACGGCGGGAUCGCCUCCUCCUCGUCCACCUCCUCUUCCUCCUUCUCGUCCUCCUCCUCCCGGGAGGCUUGACUGUACCUUCUCCUCCGCCCGGCUCGUCGCGGCCGCUGCAUCCCCGCCGCCGCGGUGCCCCGAGGAGGAGGAGGAGGAGAAGACGCAGCUGGGCCGCCGCCGUUAGAGGGGUCCCCGGCUGCCGCUGGCUCGGCCGUCGCCUCGCAGGUCAGCCCUCCCGCGGGGUCUCCGCUUCCUCCUCCCAACGCCGCCAGCGCCCGCUCACCGCCGCGAUGGGGCUCCUGGACUCCGAGCCGGGCAGUGUCCUGAACGCGGUGUCCACGGCGCUCAACGACACCGUGGAGUUCUAUCGCUGGACCUUGUCCAUCACAGAUAAGCGUGUCGAAAAUUGGCCUCUGAUGCAGUCUCCACUGCCUACACUUUGUAUAAGUACCCUUUACCUCCUGUUCGUGUGGCUGGGUCCAAAAUGGAUGCAGGACCGAGAACCCUUCCAGAUGCGUUUAGUGCUUAUUAUAUAUAAUUUCGGAAUGGUUUUGCUUAACUUUUUUAUCUUCAUAGAGUUAUUCAUGGGAUCAUAUAAUGCAGGGUAUAGCUAUAUUUGCCAGAGUGUGGAUUAUUCGGAUAACGUUCAUGAAGUCAGGAUAGCUGCUGCUCUGUGGUGGUACUUCAUAUCUAAAGGAAUCGAGUAUUUGGACACAGUGUUUUUUAUCCUGAGGAAGAAAAACAACCAAGUCUCUUUCCUUCAUGUAUACCAUCACUGUACUAUGUUUACAUUGUGGUGGAUUGGAAUUAAGUGGGUCGCAGGGGGACAAGCAUUUUUCGGAGCCCAGCUGAAUUCCUUCAUCCAUGUGAUUAUGUACUCAUACUACGGGUUAGCUGCCUUUGGCCCAUGGAUUCAGAAGUAUCUUUGGUGGAAACGAUACCUGACCAUGCUGCAGCUGGUUCAGUUCCAUGUGACCAUCGGGCACACAGCACUGUCCCUUUACACCGACUGCCCCUUCCCCAAAUGGAUGCACUGGGCUCUCAUCGCCUACGCAGUCAGCUUCAUAUGUCUCUUCCUUAACUUCUAUGUUCGGACGUACAAAGAGCCUAAGAAAGCAAAAACUGGAAAAACAGCUGCGAAUGGUAUUUCAGCAAACGGUGUGAACAAGUCAGAAAACCACCUAGUGGUAGAAAGUGGAAAAAAGCAGAAAAAUGGAAAAGCAAAAGGGGAGUAAAGAGAACUGGGCCUUACCUGGUGUUGACAGUGAGAAAGUUCCCACUUCGUAUAAGAUUUCAAGGAAAACAGAAGCAAAUGAGGGUUUGAGGGUGGGGAGAAAAAGACAAAUGUGCUCUAUGUAUUAGUAACCUUUAGAUUGAGUAAAGUGUUAAAUACAACACCCAGAUGUUUUAUUUAUGAAGUUUUUAUUUUAAACUUUUUUUUUAUUAGCCUUGAUGUCAGACCAAAGCAAUCAUCACGUGACUUUGGAGGCCCCUCCCCGUGUUCACAUUUGUGUGUCUGAUGCAUGAGAUUUUUCAUGUCUCUUAAUUUUUCAGUCCGAUGAUCACAGAAACAUGGUCUUUAUAGAUUUUUCUCUUUUCUUUUUCUUUUCUUUUCUUCUUCUUUUUUUUUUUUUUUUUUGGCUAAAUUGCUACUUAUCUACUGAUGAAAAUCAGUUACCUUACAUUUUCUGGUCCCAAACUGGAAAUGCAGAUACUUUAAAAUGUGCACAUUUGAAUUCAUUUGCUGACUGGAAUUGUCGAAUCUCUCCACCUCUAGUCUGAAGAUACCCUUUUGGCUGGAAUUUAAUUUUAAAAGUCUGAUGAUCUCUGUAGACUCUUAGAGGCUUGAUGAUGAUGGUGUUGGUGAAAAUAAGAAUUAUAGUAAAAUCCUGUCCAGCAACUCAAAGGUCACCAUGACCUGCAGCUACAAAUUUGCUACAAAUCACUGUGGGAAACAAUUUUUGUGAUGAAAAGGCAGCCUUUCAAUACUCCUGUUACUACCAUAUAUAUAUAUAUAUUAUAAAAAUUGAGAUUAUUGUCUGAUUGGAAAAUGAAACAAUUCAUGUCUCUAUUAGUAACAUCAUAAAGUAGUUACUUUUAUGUGCUGUUAGAAGAGAGUAUGUUGAUUUUUAUCAGGCUUUCCUUGUUUUGAUUUGUGGCUAUUACUGAUUUUUCAUAUGUGGAAAUAUACCUACCUCUUCUGUUGGAAAGAACAUUUAAAAUUAAAUAAAUUUUAAUUAAAAAAAUCAAGGAGUCCUCUAAUGUAAAUUUUAAUAUUAACAUUCAAAUUCACUAACAUUGUGGUUUUGGGGGGUUUUUUUGGUUUGCUUUUUUGUUUCUGUUUUUUGUACAAAUAACAAACAGCAAGCUUUUCUGUGAUACUGUCCUUCUCUUUUAAUGUGUUUAAUUUUGGAGUGAUAUUUUUCUUGUGACAAAGUUGCAAGAUCUUAUUUGUAACUAGAUGUGAAGUGUAAACCCAUUUUGGUGCAAUAUUCUUGACUCCUUGGUGCUAAAGAUCAUUAAAUUCAGUGUUUGAUUGUUACAAAGUGUUAAUUGCUAAGACAUAAAAUGAAUAAAAGUGAGAGUAGCCAGAACCAGAAAAUUAAAUUUGCUCUUUGCAAAUGAAGUAUCUCAUGUAAUGUGAAAAAAACUGGAAAUUCACUAGGAAAGAACUUGUACCCUAUCUUAUUACAUAGGUUAAAUUGUUAGUGGGUAUUGCACAGGGAUCAUUAGAGAAAAUGUGACAAAAAAAAACAACAAAAAAAAGGCAUGAAUAUUUCUAAGUAUCUUUAAUAAGUCAGAACUGCAUGUGCAGAAUGUAAUGCUGUUUGUGCAGACUAUUUCAGAAUAUUUUGUAAACUAUAAAAUAUUUAUUGAGCAUUAAAAUCACACCCCCCCCACCACCCCGCCAAGGCAUGCAGACAUGAGAAUUACAGAAAAUUUGCAACACGUCUAAUAGUUUGGUCUAAGAGGAUUCAACACAUUUGUUUUUGCUGCUCAGUGUGUAAUGACUAGAGAUUUGUAAAUCUUUGUGAACUUUCUGUACUGCUUCCCCAGAGCUAUUCAUUCCCUGCUACCUGAUUUUAGCACAAUAAAUAUACUACUGCUGUGGGAAAAAAUAA
Messenger RNA from Hippopotamus amphibius kiboko, 3159 nucleotides. RefSeq names its product ELOVL fatty acid elongase 4 (gene ELOVL4). The coding region runs from base 328 to 1272 and encodes 314 amino acids. The record is from RefSeq and is a predicted model, not a curated record. The transcript has 6 exons. Gene Ontology annotation, cellular component: endoplasmic reticulum; endoplasmic reticulum membrane. Gene Ontology annotation, molecular function: fatty acid elongase activity. Lineage: Eukaryota; Metazoa; Chordata; Mammalia; Artiodactyla; Hippopotamidae. Gene Ontology annotation, biological process: fatty acid elongation, saturated fatty acid; fatty acid elongation, polyunsaturated fatty acid; sphingolipid biosynthetic process.